This is a messenger RNA of Meloidogyne enterolobii, 1289 nucleotides long. The record is from the annotation of a GenBank genome assembly. NCBI's taxonomy places the organism in Eukaryota, Metazoa, Nematoda, Chromadorea, Rhabditida, Meloidogynidae.
UUUUUCGUUCAUGUGUUUUUGUGGGUGCAUCUGUUAUGAUUUUUUGUAACUUUUUUUAUUUUUUUUUCUUCAAGGACUACGCGCAUGAAUUGUAUUCUCAUUUCCAAGAAAUCGGCAUAGAAACGCACAUGUAUGCCUCCCAAUGGUUCCUUACCCUCUUUACAGCAAAAUUUCCCUUACAAAUGGUUUUUUUCAUUGUUGAUUUGUUUCUCGCGGAGGGAAUGAAUACAAUAUUUCAUAUCUCGUUGGCUUUAUUAAAGGAUUCAAAUAAGAUAUCUCACAAACGAUUGUCCAAGUAUGAGAAAGAAUGGCAUGAGCUUAAACGACAAGAGAUUGAGUCACAAGAUCCAUUGGAACGUGCACAACGUGAGUCACAAGGAUUGAAGGAACAAAUUCUGCGAUUGGAACGUGAGAAUGAUUAUUUGGCUCGUGAACUAGUUACUUCAAAAAUUUGUUUACAAGAGCGUCUUGAUACGACUGAGGAUCAAUUGGAGACAACCCUUAAUCAAAUGAUAAUAAAAAAUCGCGACUGUGAAGAACUGGCAGAUCGGGAACGAAAACUACGAGAAGAAUCUGAAUUUAUCAAACAAAAAUGUCGAGAUGAGGUUGCUAGGUUAGAAGAAGAAUAUCGUCGAUCUGAGGGUGUUAUUGUUGAAUACAAAAAGAUUUGUACAGAACUUGGUCUUGCGAGUGAUGAGGAUAAGCGUCAAUUCAAGAAACUUAAACGGUUCAUCGCGUCCAAAGUUUCUGGCUGCGAUCGUUGUUCAAAUGAACUUGCAGAUUGUCUUGACAUAUCCAGCAACUCUCAAAGACCUAGCAGUUUAUUAUCAACUUAUGAUGGUGAGGGGAGUUCAGUAGGAUCAACCACGGCAACGAACGAUACAUCGGCUAUGCAUAUGAUGGAACUAGUAGAGAAGUUACAGCAGUACGAGCAACAUAUUCGUCAGGUUGAAUUAGAAUUAGCUCAAACAAAGUUAGCGCUUGUUGAAUCACAAUGUCAAAAUCAGGAUUUGGCACAUCAAAUGUCGGUAAGCACAUUGUUGCAGAAUGGAAGUUAUUCAGUUAAUGAUAAUCGCCCGGCUUGGCUUCGUAAAACAAUAAGCUCAUUGAGGGAAGUUGCUCAAGCGCAUGGAGUUACUGGUUCUGGUUUUAGCAGUGGAAGUGAAGAAAACAAUGUCAAUUUCCACUCAAAAUUUCGACAGCACCAACGAUCUUCAAGCAAUGCAUCGACAAUAUCAACAAAUCAUAUAACUAAUAAGUAUACUGGAAGUCAAACAGACAGAAGAUAA